Pelagomonas calceolata is the source of this 6212-nucleotide messenger RNA. The record is from the annotation of a GenBank genome assembly. NCBI's taxonomy places the organism in Eukaryota, Pelagophyceae, Pelagomonadales, Pelagomonadaceae.
GCGCCGCCGACGCGUCGCUCGACGCGUCGCCGUGGCUCGGCAGCCACUGCGUCGCGCUCCCGGGUCGCGGCUUCCGCCGCGCGGGCAGGUCCGCCUCGUCGCGGACGACGGCGAGCAUGGGCUCGUCGCCGUCGUCGUCGUCGCUGUCCGAGGAGUCCUCGUCGUCGUCGACCGCGGCCUCGCUCUGGGACAGCACCUCGACGGCGUGCUUGACCAAUUCCCCAGAAGCCUCGGGGUUCGCCGCGAGGCCGGCCGCGAGCCGCAGCGCCGCCGCGCGGCAGCGCUGCGCUUCCCUCGCCCCGCGCGCGUCGGGCUCCGCGAGCCGCUUGUCCAAAGCGUCGAACAACGGCGUCGCGAGCUCGUCCUUCUGGGCGUAGGCUAUUAACCGCCCGCAGAGCUCGAGCGACUCGUAGGUCCGACCGACGACGAGUCGCGCCUCCGGCACGCCUGUGCGGAAAUCAACCAGUGAGGGACGCAGCUACGGAGACACGUAGCGUCGAUGGCGUAGAGGAGCCGUCAGACCGCGGGGCGCCUCGGAUCACAAAGACAAGAAAAGGACACAGGCAAGGACCAGCGGCCGAGCCGGCCUUGUGCUCGCCGUCCUCGCGGCCGUCGCGCGCGGCCGCCGCGUCGCCUAGUAAAUCCUCGACCAACAGCGACGCGAUCACGCCGACCGUUUCCGACGGGAGCGGGUGCUGCGCCUUCUCCAGUAAGGAGUGGACCGCGGCGGAACGGACGGCAAGCAUGUAGCCCGUCGGCAGCGCCGCCCGCAGUUCCGUCAAGAUGAGCGAGAGGGACGCGCCCUCGGCCGCCAUGCGCGCCAAAGCCUUCCGCGACGCGUCCCUCUUCGUCGCGUCGCGGUGCCGCAGCGACGCGCAGACCGCGACCACCAACUGCCGCGCGACCUCCCGCCCGUCCCGCGGUAGUUUCCGCGACAGUCUCAGAAUCGAGAGGGCCACGGGCGGCCUUAGUACUUCGUCGCGCGCGCCCGUCUUCGCGCGCCGCUCGGGCCGCAUCAGCAGCCGCCGCGCCGUCGGCACGAGGAACGUCGCGACGCCGCGCGAGAGGGGCGUCUCCUUCUCGGCGGGCGCCUCGGCCGCGGCGUCGGCGUCGUCGUCGUCGUCGUCCUCCUCCUCCUCGGCACCGGCGACGACGUCCUCGGAAAACGGAAAGCAGUCCAGCGCGUGGCAGAAGGCCGACACGAACGUCGCCUCGAGGGUCCGCGACGUCCGCAGGCGCUGCUGCUGGUGGCUCGGCUUCUCCUUGCGCGAGGCCGCGCCCGGCGCCGCCGACGCCUUCUUUUCCUUGGAACUGAACCGGUCCACGGCCGCAGCUUGGCGGUCAAUAACCGUCGCGAGGCGCUUGAGGAGGGCCGCGUACCGCGACCAGGGCAGCGCGCCGCCCAGCGCGCCGACGCAGCGCGCCGCGUCCGCGUGGACGCCGUCGCGCGACGGGUCCGACAAAGGUUGGAGAGCCAAUGGGAGCAGGAUCUUCGCGCUCUCCGUGUCCUUGGAUACGGUAAUCCAGUCGGCGGCCUUCGCAAACGCUCUAGCGCGGCGGUGCGCUUGCAGGUGCGCGACGUUCUCGAACACGUCCACAUCCCUAUUACUGGCAUCCCUCAACUGCUUGAGCGGGACGAAGCGCGGCACAUACGUUGAUGAGCUCUCGUCGACGAGGACGGCGAGCACCGACACGUGCGCGCGCCGCCGCGAGUCGUCCGCGAGCGCCAGCGCGUCGAGGACGUGCGGGACGAGGUCGUCUCUACAAAUAUCGCGCACGUGGUCCGCCGCCGCCGCGGCCUUGACGAAGCUGCGCAACGACCGCGCGGCCGCGUCCCGGAGCGUCGCGUCGUCGUCCCGCAUGAUCGAACAGAGGGCGUGGACCACGGGCGCGGCCGCGGCGCGCGCGUCGUCUCUAGUAUCACCGAAGAGCGCCGCCCACGCGUCACUUGUCGUCAGAUCGGCGCACGCGCCGGCCGACGCGUCGUAGUCCGGCGCGUCGUCGAUGCUAUCCUCGUCGCGCUUGAAUAAAGCAGAGAUUGUGGAAGAGGCCACCGCGAUGCAGUCCCUUUGCAAAUCCGCGUGGCUCGCCAGCGCGACGUAGGCCGUCGCCACGGCUCGUAACGCCGCGUGCCUAUCAGAAGCCCCGAAGAAGCUCGUGGCGUCGCGCUUCCUCCGCGGCGGGCCUAACAACGGCGCGAGGCGCGUCGCCUGCUGGCCCGGCCUGCCGCUCCGCGGUAAAAGCGUCUCGAGGCACGCCAGGAUCGAUUCCCUAGCGGAAUCAAUAGUCGUGUCGUGCGCACUUCCAACAGUCUUCAGGCGCGCGCACAGGCACCCGAUCAAUUCGUCCGCGUCAGACUCGGUCAACCGCCACGCGCCGUCGGCCGCCAAUCUCCCAACUCGCGCCAACGCGCUGAGGCAGCGCCUUUGUAAUUGCGUGUGCGUUCCUUUACUGAGCUGCCCGCCCAAGGCCUUGAUAAUUAAUGAAGAAUGCGUUUCGAGCUUCGCGUCGUCCUCGAUAAUCAAUAAAUGGCAGACCUCCUCGAGGGCAAAGGAGCUUCGGGGACAACAGCCCGCCAGCGCGGCGACGCACCGUUCAUCCACAAUAGAACGCAGCGCGUCGCUUCUACAACAGACCGCCACGACCUUGAGCAGCGCGGGCGUGCCGUCCGCCCCGCCCCUACUUAACGCCGCGAGGUGAUCUGAUAAAGGCGUCCAGAGGCGCGCGACCAGAUCCAUCUCCCGUAAAACUUGCGACGCCGCGAACCUUUCUAGCAAAUCUCUCAAACACUGCAGGGCCGCGACGCGACGUCUUUUUUGUUUCGCGGGCGAGUCGUCUUGAUCAUCAUCGUCCUCGUCGAGCUCUUCGUCCUCGACGAUCGAAUCGCCCGCGGCCGCCGCGACGCAGACCGACAGGAUGGCGGGCGCCCGCUUCUCAAUCUUAAAACCGAGCUUGGCGACCACGGCUCUUAGCAAAGUACACAACCCAAGCACACGCGCCGGCGUAUUACUAGAGACGGCCUUUUUGGCAGUCUCGGCGUCCUCCAAGGCAUCGACGUCUUCACAAAACGCGCGGAACAUGAGUCUGAUAAACUCGUCGAGCUCCUCGCUUUCCAGCGCCGCGAGAAAAGCUAAAAUCGUGGCCCGUCUUAGUGAAGGCGACGCGCCGCGGCGGCCGCCCGCGGCGCCUGACCGCGCGCGGAACCGCCCAUAGAGUACCCUUGUGAUUAAUGGAAUCAGCUCCGCCCGGUGGGCAUCGUCGACGGUCCAGAGCUGGUCGUCGUCGCCUUUUCGGGCACCUUCCGGUAACCGCGCGUCGCCCUCCCGCGCGACGCGAAACUUCACGAGCGUCUCUCGCAAUUUGGCAUCAUCUAACAAAGCCUCCAGUCGCAAUGCGUAGGGCUUCAGGUGUGGGAGACGAUACGUCCCGAGGCAUCUUAAUGAAAGCAACGCGACGUCGCCCCGCGGCCUCGCUAAUAAACCCUCGUAGACGCGCCUUAAUUGCUCGCCGCGCGGUAAUGAUAGAGGCGCCGGCGCGCUCGCAAAGACAGUUAAUACAACCUCGAGCCGCCGCUGCGCAAUGGAUGGUUGUAGCGGUGUCCGCGCGUCGCUCUCGACGACGUGUCUUAACACAUCUUUACCGUCGGGGUCGUCUCGCGACGACGGAAAGACGUCCUGCCUUAGUAAUUUCUCGAGCAGCGCCACGCAGGUGCGCGCGGCGUAUUUGGUGCCAUGUUUCAAACCGCCGCACGCGUCGACGGCCUUCCAGCAGACCUCGUGGGCCUUUUCCGUUUCUAGUGGGGCGUCGUCGUCGCCUAGCGGACUCCCGAGACCAUUGGUCUCGUCCUUCCUUCUCAAAUCUUCCUUCAAUAUUUCCGAGGCGUCGUCCGCGUCGAAAACGCUCUCGGUUAUUUUGUGCGGCGGCGUCGCUCGCGCCUCGCAGCAAGUUUCCAAUCGCCGGAGAAGAAAGGGCCACGUUUCUGACGGGUGCGUGGUGGCGAGGGCCUGCAAAGCUUGCGUGCUCGACGCCCAGGCCGGCGCGAACCGUAUUGAUAAAAGCCCGACGCAGACCGCUGCUAGAGUCGAAGCCGCGUCCGCGUCGAGCCGCGGCGCCGCGGCCGCCGCCGCGCCCAACAACCUUUGUAGAGGGCGCUCCGAUGAUAGGGCCAGCGGCAGUCUAUCCACAGCCUCCGCGAGGCGCAGCGCCCACCGCCGGUGCGAGCUAAAUAUGGAGAGCGUCGUAGCUGUUAAAGCGUCAUCAGUAAUCUCUGGAGCCGCCUCCGUCGUGCUCAGGAGCCUCCUGGAAAGCCGGCGCGCGCGCGUGAAGGGCGACGCGAGCAUGUCCACAAGCGUCGCGUCGAGCGCGUCGGGCAGCGGGACGGGGCGCCUUUCCACAGCGACGACGGCCGCCUCGAGCACGGCGGCGCUCUCGAUGAGUGCGCGCGCCCGCACCGCCUUCAUCGACGCCGCGCGCGCGUCUAUCACAGAUAAAGCUGCCAGGGCCGCGCCGAAGACGACGCCGUCGUUUUCAUCUAACAAAGCCUCGACGGGCGCGCGCGGCACACUUUUACAAUGCGCACAAACAUUCAAAGCAGCGACGCGGAUCGCCCGGUCCUCAUUCUGCAGAAGCGCGCCGACGAAGGGCAGCUCCGCCGAUGAGGAAGAGGCGUCGAGCGCGCGCCGCGCGAUCACUAGGGCCGCGGCCGCGUCCUGCGAUGAUAAGGAAGCGGCCCGCGCGAGGAUGGGUUCAAAAGAGAGGGCCGCGACCCGCGACGCGCCUUCCAGCGACCGGCUCGCGCGCACCGGUGCCGCAUCAAAAGCGGCGGCGAGCCACGCCCCUACCCUUUCGUUGCAGAGACGCGUCAGCGGGCCGACCGCCGACGCGGACGCGCCGAGGACGCAGGCGUCGAGCAGUUGCAUGGAUUCUGGCGAGACCGGCUCCGCGUCGAGCAGCGCCCGCAGUUGAUUUGACCGAGACAACGCUAAUGAAUGAGGCAGCGCCGCGUCGUCCGCGGCGCCGUCCCGCAGUCGCGGCGUGAGUAAGCGCCCGCGCCGCCAUCUGACGACGCAAGCUAGCGUGGCCAACGCGCGGUCGCGCGGUAUUGUUUCAGGGAGAUCCACACACAAACUCCACAACGGUUCGAUGUCGUCGCCCGGCCGCGUCGCGUCCAUGAUACGCUGGAGCACCUCCUGUAAAACGUCGGCUGGCGCCUUUGCAACGCAAGGCAAUAAAGCGGACCGCGCGCGCGUGUGCAGCCGCCCGCGAAUUCCUAAGGAAAGCUCCACCACGAAAUGCGCUAAACCCGAAGCGACGUGCUUCGUUUGUCGUUGAGCUACCGAUGAACAGACGUUGCCGACGUGCGCCUCCACGGCAUUAUCGUCGUGCGCCCUCCUUAUGAGUCGAGCGAGGGCCCGCGCGCCGAGCAACCGCGCGUCGUCCGUCGGCGCUCCUAAUAAGGAAGCGUAGUGCCGUCUACAAUGAGACGGCCAGCCGGUCUCCGCGAGGCCUUCCAGUAAAUGGGACGCGCAGUACUUGAACACAUAAUCUAAGGCUCUAGCCGCGGCACUUGCCGUGUCCGCGUCUUUGCUGGAGACGGCCUGUACUAAACCAUGUACGAGGACGUCCAACGAAUCUUUGGCCAACGCGGGCCCCGCAUCUCUAGCUAGCACCGACGCCAGCGAGAAGACGGACGGUAGCGGCGCUUCUGUAAAAGCCUCGCCGAGCAAAGAAGCGAUUUUAUUGACGUUGACGACGACCUCCGGCAAAGAUUGGCACAAGGGCCACAGAGGGGUCUGGUAACGCUCCUUGUACUCUGCACGUUUCUCGAGGCCGCCCAAUCGUUCGAGCUCGGCCUUCAGCAGGCAGGCGUCGCGGCUUUUCGAUUGAUCGCCCAACGCUAAUGCAUAACCUUCUUCGCCCUCGACGAGCGCCACCGUGUCGUGGCGCGACGUCGUCGCGGCUUCAUCUCUCAAAGCUUUGAAGCGCUUGCGCGGCGCCUGGAAGCGGAUGCGGCCGCCGACGGCCUCGGCUUUGCUGGGGUCGGCGCUGCGCAUUUUGUGCGCUGCAGCAGUGCGGUGAGUGCUUGUUUUUUGUGGUUGCAGUGAUUUAUUUCUGGUGCCGCGAUUGAUGCGUGAACAGUUAUAUUAUUUACAGCUGCAGCGCUAUUCAACUUGAACAGCGGCUGUGCUGCACGCCGCGCUCUGCGUUUGCCC